AUGUCAGAUGCACCCAGACCGAAAGCCACCAUCUACGUCGGAGGCCUGACCUCCGCCGUCGACAGCCAUACUUUGCACAACGCCUUCAUUCCCUUUGGUCCCAUUGUCAACAUUUCCCUGCCCAAGCCAGAAUUACCAUCAAAUCCUGAACCUCAUCGCGGCUUUGGAUAUGUCGAAUUCGAAAGCCCUCAGGAUGCCCAAGAAUCAAUCGAUAACAUGGACCAAAGCGAACUUUUUGGACGUGUCAUCAAGGUCAAUCUAGCCAAGGAACAGAAAGCUGAGGGAGAAGGCCUGGGAAGCAAGACUGCUAUCUGGGAGCAAGUGAGUGUUCUGACUGACUUCUUUUGGCGACAAGAUACUGACGGUUCUGUAGNNGAAGGAUAUCUCGCAAAGCAUGCAGUCAGCGAUGAGGACCGCAUGGCUGCACGAGGAGAUGAAGAUGGUCACGAUGGCCCCGCGGAUCCCAUGCAAGGCCUGGAGGGUCUCGACGUUGCUGGUCCCCAACAAGCCUAA
Messenger RNA from Aureobasidium vineae, 513 nucleotides. NCBI's taxonomy places the organism in Eukaryota, Fungi, Ascomycota, Dothideomycetes, Dothideales, Saccotheciaceae. The record is from the annotation of a GenBank genome assembly.